GUUCUGAAUUGACAACCUUGACAUCGACAGCACGUGAAUACAGCAUCUGUAUUUAUUGCAUUAUUUAAUUCAUUUAUAAACCAAUCAAAAUGAAAAUUUGGACAUCUGAACACACUUUCGAACACAGUUGGGACACAAUUGUACAGGCAGCAUGGAAGAAAUACCCUAAUCCUUUGAAUCCUGCAGUAAUUGGUACUGAUGUUUUAGACAGAAAGGUUGAUAACAAAGGGGUUUUAAAGACACAUCGACUUAUGACAACACAGUGGGGUCUACCAAACUGGGCUAAAAAGAUUUUAGGACAGGAUGAAAAUGCGUAUGGAUCGGAACAUUCAGAAGUUGACCCCAAGGCAAAAACCAUGACACUUAAGUCUAAAAAUUUAACAUGGUGUAAUUUAGUAACCAUAGAUGAAAAACUAGUGUAUGCACCCCAUCCUGAAGACAGUUCUAAAACCCACUUGAAACAAGAAGCAGUUGUAAAUAUUAAAGGAGUGCCAUUAUCCAGUUACUUAGAAAAUAUGAUUACACAGAAUAUAAAUAAUAAUGCCCAAAAGGGCAGAGAAGGUUUAGAGUGGGUCGUUAGGAAGAUUAAAGUAGAGGCAGAAACACUCCAGACAGAGGCAGCCACUUUUACUAAAGACACAUUUCACACAAUACACAAAGUGGAAUCUUUGUUCAAUAGAGAUGGAUCUUUAUAACGAUAAAAGAACUUAGGUCUUUUUAUAAAAAGCCAAAUAUCUGUGAUAUUCCAUUUUCCAUCAUCACCUUAACGAAAUCUCUGCUGGAAACCUGUUCAGGACCAAGCUGAUGCAGAUAUGACAUAUGUAUUGUAAACCAUUCAUGUGACAGUCAUGUGACAUAUUUAUAAACCACCUUAUAUUGUGUGAAUAUUGUGAGAAGAAGUUUGUUUGACAACACAUUUAUUUUUUAUCUUAAUUGAUAUUGGUCUGAUUCUAUGUCUUCUUUGAAAACUAUCAGAUAAUUAAAUUGUCAAAUAGAUUUUUCAUGUUUUUUCUACAAAAAAAUUAGUGCUUAUUUUAGUACUAAUUUGGAAGUUUUUGUAAAAAUGUUAGACAAAAUUACUUAUAGACACAAUUUUUGAUUGCUAGUUAAGAAUUUCUGACAAUUUCUUUGGAAAUUGCUUCUGAAUUUUUUAAAACAUCUGGGCUUCUCUUGAAAAAGUGUUUCGAAACUGUUGAAGAAAACUUGAAUCAACAGUAAUGUUGAUUUCAUUUUUUGCAAUCUUGAAUGAUCGUGUAAUUAUUUUUUUUGAUGGACUGAGAUUCCAUCUAAAGUAGAAAUCCAUUAACCAUCAUAAUAGACAUAAGAUUAAUUACUUAUCUGUUUUCCAUUGCUUAAUUAUUAGAUUGUGUGUAGAUGUUAUUGUUGGUUCAUUAUUUUGGAUGGGAUACCAAUUUUAACCUGAAUUUAAAUGUACGACGAAAUACAAAUUUCAUAUAGGCUUGUAUGUUGAUUUUGACAAAAUCAAAUAUCCUCCAUGGAAAUUGUAUUUUUCCUCAAAUCAUGAAAAUUGGUAGCCAAGAAUAUAAUAAACCACAGUAGUUGUGAUUUUGAUUGACAGAAGUUAAAUGAAUGUUGUUGGACAUGAUAUACUUUCCAAGAAACAUUACUUUUGUAUAUUGUGUGAGAGUAAAAUACUAAGAUCUUCCAGUGACAUUGCCAAACCAGAAGUUGUUUGCAUGGUUAUUGUGUGUGAUGAUUGUUUUCAACCAUAUCAUUGUGAUAUUUUUUCAGGUUGUGUUGUAUUCAGAUCAUGACAGAAUGUAAUAUUAUUUGUGUUCAGUAUACAAACCAUUCCUACUUGACAUUAAAAUAAACGGCAUAUUCUAUAUUGUAAUUUCCAUUCUCAGGAUAUUGUUAGAUAAAUGUUUAUUUUUGUUUGUAAACUUUAUUUCUUUACAAUCCUUUUAUGUAUAUGAUAGUUUGAAAUUGAUUUUAAUAGGAAUAGGACAUUUUUGGAUGUAAUACACUGAUUUCAGGCAUUAAAUAUAUUUGAAGUAUAUUUUAAACUAAGUGAACUAAGCAUUCAUAUCACAUAUCUUGCUAUUCAAGAACGAAUGUUGAUUUAUGCUCAUGUAAAUCAUUUAUAUUUAUGACUUUUUGUUAUUUAUUUCAUUGAUCAAAAACAAUUCUUACUUUUAUAUAUUAUAUUUUUAUAUACCACCAACAUACAUGUAUAUUUGUAAAAGUAACUUAUGAAGCUUUUCACAAUCAUGUUAAAGUGUAAGCUGAGUAGAAUAUCCUAAUCACACUAGGUUUUGUAAACUAAUGACAUACUCAUUUUCAAAAUAAUCAUAGGGUAAUUGUUUUGUGCUUUUUUUUAGGCUAAAUAAACCUUUUUCAUUUCACAAUUAGCCCUGGUAUAGUUUGAAAUAAAAUAAAAAUGAAUUCUACAUUUAAAAGAAAAGAAUUUUCUUUAUUAAUAAACUUUUUUAACUAGAAACUAGAAAAAUUUAUUUGGGCAAAGUAAAUGUUAGAUAAGAGAAUCAAGAAAACCUGAUACACAUAUUGAUAGAUUUUAUUCUGUAAAUUCAGAAAUUAUUGUUGUGAUUUCAAUAAUGCAAAAAAAAAAUUACAAAAUGUGUAUCACAUUGAUAAAAACUUUCUUCGUAACUUGUCAGUGAUAAAUCCUCGUAACAUUUUCACACACUCCUAAAAUUAAUAAUGAAAUAUUUCUAGAUUUAAUUGAUUUACAAAGAUAAAUCUACACAUAAAUUUCUGAAUUUACAGUGUAUAGUCACUUGUUUUUGAAGCUUUUCUUUAGUCUAAUUAGAUUUUGUACAAUUCCUAUUUUGUGAACUUUUAAUUAUGGGGAGUGCCUGUUCAAGCAGAACAAAUUAGAAUAUAAUUUUGACAAUAAGUGCCUUUUAUUUAUUCCAGUAUUUAUGUGUAAUAGAAUUUUUAUUUCCUAUGAUGAGUUUGAUACAUUUAUAUGCUGAAUUCUUGUUAAGUUUUUUUUUCUGUUUAUUAUUUAAUAGUGCAAAUCAUCAAAUUAAAUUUUUUAAUUAAGA
Mytilus californianus (California mussel) is the source of this 3029-nucleotide messenger RNA. Its product is annotated as PRELI domain containing protein 3B-like. Gene Ontology annotation, molecular function: phosphatidic acid transfer activity. Gene Ontology annotation, biological process: phospholipid transport. The transcript has 6 exons. Gene Ontology annotation, cellular component: mitochondrial intermembrane space. The coding region runs from base 90 to 695 and encodes 201 amino acids. The record is from RefSeq and is a predicted model, not a curated record. NCBI's taxonomy places the organism in Eukaryota, Metazoa, Mollusca, Bivalvia, Mytilida, Mytilidae.